Helobdella robusta is the source of this 1236-nucleotide messenger RNA. RefSeq lists its product as hypothetical. The record is from RefSeq and is a predicted model, not a curated record. The transcript has 12 exons. The coding region runs from base 1 to 1236 and encodes 411 amino acids. Gene Ontology annotation, molecular function: hydrolase activity. Lineage: Eukaryota; Metazoa; Annelida; Clitellata; Rhynchobdellida; Glossiphoniidae.
AUGAAAAAAUAUUACAUAAGAAAUACAUCUGUUGUUUGCAAUGACGGAUCUACUCCAAGUUAUUUUUUGAGAAAAUCUACGGAACCUAGAUGGAUUAUAUUUUUAGAAGGUUGGGGCUGGUUGUGUUUUGACAAAAAUACGUGCACGAAUCGCUGGCGAAAUAGUCCCGAUCUCAUGUCUUCAAAAUUUUUACCUUCUUUUAUUAAAGGACAAGGCAUCCAGUCAAACGACGAAAACGAAAACCCUUUCAUUUGGAAUGGCAAUCAUGUUUACGUGCCAUACUGCUCGAGUGAUUUAUGGAGCGGGUCUUUUAAAUCUCUUGAAAAAGAUGGAUUUUCUUUUAUGGGUGCGUUAAUCAUCGAGGAAGUUAUUAAAGACAUUUACAUUAAAAUAAUUUUCGAUAUUAAUUUAGCUUUUGGUUCCGACAUUAGCGCAGGCGGAACUGGAGUGCUUUUGAAUAUUGAUAGCGUUGCUAGAAUGAUUCGAAAUACCAUGCGAAGACUGAAAAUCAAAACAAAUCCUCAGUUGACCAAUUAUAAAAAACUAACCAGCGAUCGUGUAGUUGUAAAAGGCAUAGCGGACUCAGGAUGGUUUAUUGAAAACGAUCAAACUUCAUUCAGCAAGUGUACUGAUUCACUAUUUUGUUCUCCUGUUGAAGUUAUUAUUAAAGCAAUCAGAUAUUGGAACACUGUUAUUCCUUUGCCUUGUCGGUAUAGAUACAUCAAUAAUCCGUGGAAAUGCUUCUUUGGGCAUCAUAUAUACCCAACAUUACUAACCGAAGUGUUUGUAGUGCAAAACCUUUUUGAUGAAGCUCAAAUUAUAAUGAACAAUGUAGGCGUCCAAUCGGUUUACGAUCAGCAAAAUCAGAUGAGAAAUCUGGGAGUCAAAAUUAAAAGUUCAUUGUCUAGCGUCAAAUUUAUGUUUGUGCCAGCUUGUUUAUCUCAUGCUAUUCUUUUGCGAAGCGAUUGGCGUAUCAUUGAAAUUGAAAGCAUUUCAUUACCAGAGCUUUUGUAUUGCUGGGGAAAACAUAACAAACGUGAUAACAUCCUAAAGUACAAAAAUAUGAAUCACUAUAAUCUUAUGGACAGAUGUCAAUGGCCCCAAUGUAAUUUAUCAUGUCCGAAGUUCAAAGACGCACACUCGAGUUACGAUAAUGUUUUUUCAAGAUUCCAGCUGGAUUCACAAAAUUUGUCUGAAUCGUUUGGUGUCGUUAAUAAUAUGUUAGAAACUAGAUGA